Messenger RNA from Sander lucioperca (pikeperch), 5100 nucleotides. RefSeq names its product Rho GTPase activating protein 17a (gene arhgap17a). Gene Ontology annotation, biological process: signal transduction; positive regulation of GTPase activity; regulation of Rac protein signal transduction. Bases 551 to 3148 code for a protein of 865 amino acids. Gene Ontology annotation, cellular component: cytoplasm; intracellular anatomical structure; cytosol. The transcript is spliced from 21 exons. Gene Ontology annotation, molecular function: GTPase activator activity; protein binding. The record is from RefSeq and is a predicted model, not a curated record. Lineage: Eukaryota; Metazoa; Chordata; Actinopteri; Perciformes; Percidae.
GGGAGGUGGUGCUGUCUGGCAGAUGCUGCUGUGCACUAACGUUACUUCCUCUGCUCUCUGUGUGCUGGCAGUGGCAGAGGUGAGCCGCUGCUGCCUGCUGUUCACUCGGCCCCUGCUCUGCUCUGCUCUGGUCUGGGAGAAAGCGGCCGACGGAUUAUCCAGUUCGGUAACGUUAGCUCGUUGGCUAACGGGUCAAGACCGCAACCGAGAAGAGCCAUGAAAAGCCGCUGGAGCCAGUGAAAGCUAUUCAGGGCUUAUUUCGGGACUUUAAUGUACGGAAAUAUACAAAGAAGGAGGUUCGCGGAUCAUGCCGUCGCCCCCAACGGGAACUUUUCUCUAGAAUUUCCACUUGGGAAAGGCUAGCUCAGGGGCUAGCGAGGCUACAAACUAUUUUUAAUUGGCUUUGGGCUCAAUGGCUCCAGCUUGUUUUUCCCUGUCAUAGCGACAGCUUGGGAAAUUAAAACAGGGAGAGGCCCUGUGAACUUCAUGACAAACCAAAGCCCGGUUUUGAAGCGUAACUUCGGAAGACUAGACUGACAAGGGACCGAAAAUGAAGAAGCAGUUCAAUCGGAUGAAACAGCUCGCCAAUCAAACAGUUGGCAGAGCGGAGAAAACAGAAGUCCUCAGCGAUGACCUCUUACAGAUUGAACGGCGCAUGGAGUUGGUGCGCGUGGUGUCCCACAACACACACAAGAGGAUGGUGUCAUGUCUACAGGGACACAUCGGCGCAGACGCAGAGAAGAGACAUUCCGUACCACGCCUCUAUACAGGAAAUGGUCAGAAAAAGCUUCCUCUGACUGCACUAUCCCAGGCAAUGGUGGAAGGCGGAAACCAAUUGGGAGAAGACUCCUUGAUUGGCAAGAUGAUGGAAGUGUGCGGCGAGGCAGAGAAUCGCCUGGCAUCUGAAUUGAUGCAACAUGAGCUGCAGAUAGAGAAAGAUGUUCUGGAUCCCCUCAGCCAGUUAGCUGAGGUGGACAUUCCCAACAUCCUGAAGCAGAGGAAACAACUGGCCAAAUUGGUGCUGGACUAUGAUUCUGCCAGAGCAAGAUGGUUGCAGGCAACCAAGUCAAUAAUCUCAGGAACAAACACUCAAGCACUGACGGCCAAGGCUGACCUACUCAAGGAGGAGAUGGAUGAAGCCAUGAACAAAGUGGAGCUUUGCAAGGAUCAACUUGCUGCAGACAUGUACAGUUUUUUCUCAAAAGAAGGAGACUAUGCCCGCUUCUUCGUAACACUCUUAGAAGCUCAAGCUGAUUACCACAGAAAGUCUCUCACUGUUCUGGAAAAUGUCUUGCCAACCAUCCAGGAUCAGCAAGACUCGUGGACAGAGAAGCCUGCAUUUGGCACUGGGCUGGAUGAACACCUGAAAAGGAGUGGAAGGGAGAUCGCCCUGCCACUAGAAGCCUGCGUCAUGAUGCUCCUAGAGACUGGCAUGAAGGAAGAGGGUCUAUUCAGAAUCGCAGCAGGUGCGUCCAAGCUAAAGAAGCUGAAGGCAGCACUGGACUGUUCCACUUCCCAACUGGAGGAGUUCUACUCUGACCCCCAUGCUGUCGCUGGAGCACUUAAGUCCUACCUGAGGGAACUCCCUGAACCUCUAAUGUCUUACCAGCUUUAUGAUGAAUGGAUCCAAGCAUCCAGUGUGUCAGACCCAGACAAGAGGCUCCAGGCCCUCUGGGUUGUAUGUGAUAAGCUACCAAAGAACAACAAAACCAACCUGAGGUAUCUGGUGAAGUUUCUAACCAAACUGGCUCAGGACAGCGAGGUCAACAAAAUGACUCCUAGCAACAUCGCUAUUGUCCUGGGACCCAACCUGAUGUGGGCCAAGACUGAGGGGAGUCUGGCUGAGAUGGCUGCAGCUACCUCUGUGCACGUGGUGGCCAUCGUGGAGCCCAUCAUCCAGCACGCUGACUGGUUCUUUCCUGAGGAUGUGGAGUUCAAUGUGUCCGGCAUGUUUGCAAUGCCUACACCUGCAUCCAACCACAACAAUCACCUUGAUUAUGACUGCAGCACCAUUGAGAGGAAGAGGCCUGGCAGUAUGGUCGGACCAGAGAACGACACGACGCGCAAAGACAACACCCCUAACAAGCACUCGGACCACACCCUUCGUAGAGGCAGUAACACCUUAGGUAGAAAGCAGCACACUUCGCCUGCCUUCCAGCCUCCUUUACCCCCUGUGGAGGCUCCGGGGCAGGGGCACGGGGCUGCGCAGGUCCCCCAGCCCUCAGCUGAGCCCCAGCCACAAGCUCCAUCAGGGGGUCCGGGGCCUGAUGCUGCCCAGCAAAGCUUGGCACAGAGUCUGGCUGCUCUGGCAGCCGCUCAGCAGCUUCUAGCCCAGCACACAGAGGAGCUGAGCAACCCAAAGCUACGUGACUCUACACCGGCCCCGACCCCUCUGCUCCAGAGGAAUGGCUCCGGAGGAGGGGGCCCCGCUGCAGGGCAGCUGGGCGCCGGGACCCCCGGGGCUGGAUCCAUGGGGCCCAGUCCGCAUAUGAUGCGCAGAGGUACCAAGAAGCAGGCUCCUGCUCCUCCCAAACCGAUGAACCCUCCCCCCAGCCAGCCCUGUAACUCCUCCUCCGGCUCGUCCCUCAGCCCCUCCCCCAGACCCCUGUCCAUCCACUCGCCCAACUCGCCCACCUCUCCCACCUCACAGCCGUGUGCCACACCCAGACGCCACUCCAGCAACCAGCCCCCGAUCCAGGCGCCCAGCCACCCCCCUCCGGAGCCUCCGUCACAGGCCAGCCCGCCGCCCCAGCCCGGCGCGGACCAGCAGAGCGCCGAGCCCUCGCCUCCAGGCACCCCGACCCCUCCAGACACCCCUCCGCCCUCCGCCGCCACCCAGAAUGUCGCUCCUCCCUCCCCGUCUCCCUACCAGUCGGGCUCCCUCCCCCGGCCACGGCCCGUCCCAAGACCCCGGAACAGGCCCAGCGUCCCACCCCCACCGCAGCCCACCGCCCUGGCGGCCGACAGCAACGGGAUCUGCCCGACUGCGUACAAGAUGAUGGACCCGGCGAUGUCUUUCAAAGGGCUGAGUCGAGCUUUGGUCCCUGAGCUCGCUGUAGAACAGCAGCUGGCGGCGGCGGCGGCGGCGGCCUCCUGCCUGCUUCCUCUCAAAGACUGUGACCUGGACACGGAGAGCACUGUCCUAUAGGGAGGAGACCACCACCACAUACCCCGCCCCCCCCGCCACUCCUCUCCUCAUACACACACCUCAUUUAGUCUGCUCGGGUUGUCGUCCCAGCCCCGUAUCUGCAGCCCUCCUCUGCCGCUACCACGUUCUGCAUGACGGACUUGUAUGACAAAAUGUGACAAAAUGCACAAAAUGCACCUUGAUGGAGGUCCGCUGCUCCUGUUAAACAAUGGCUAUGUAAGUAGAUUAUGUUUGUAGGGCCGCCACGACAAAAUUGAUGGAAACUGCUCACUUUCCUACAGUAGUUACAAAUCUGAUGAUUUAUGGGUUUAAUUGUCAGCAUUUUAACUGGAAAACCAAUUACUGCACAUAUUACCAUCACUAGCUAAGUUAGUUGGAUUCCAAAGUCAAAAAUCCAUACCUGUCAGGUUAUCUUUAUAUUAUAUAUGUUAUGUAACUUAUGUAAGUCGAUAGAUAAUCAAUCUGCAACAAUUUUGAUAAUAAGACAUUUUUAGGUGGAAAUACCCCAAAACAUGCAGCUUUCAUAUGUAAACUUGGAUUUUGGGAAAUUGUGACUGGCAUGUUUCACCAUUUUUGGACAUCUUAUAGACCUAAUAUUUAAUUGAGAAAAUAAUCAGCAGAAUAAUGUGAAUUGCAGCCCUUCCCAUCACAUCACCAUAUUGGGCUUACUUCACCUGUAGCCACGCCACCACGUUCUACAGCUGUCUCCCAUUUCCAGUCGCGCGGUUGAAGCGGUCACUAGCCAUUGUUGACGUACAGAGAGUCCUCCUGACCUCCAUGAUGGUGCCAGAUGUGGUCAUGAAGAGACUUGUGACACAAAGCCUCGACACUGCAACUCUCCCCACGCCACCGCUAUCUUUAUACCGCGCGCCAGACAAUCACACGGCACAGGGCCGUCAGACAGCUGUCCUAUAAAGCACGGGAACUGGCCGAGGGAAUGCCAAAAUAUGGACUGACGAGACUCGUUUGGAAUUUGGUGUGAGGUUUAGUAUUUUUCAAUGUUGAAUAAUUGCCUUAGAACAAGAAAAUGAAAACGAGGGAGGGGGAAAAGGUCAGCAGGUGACGUAGAAACCCAAACUGUUGCUUAAAGUGUAGCUGGUGACUGCAGGUUUCCAGUCGUCUCCCAACACUUGAUUUUUGUAUGGAAACCCCAUCUUUUUUUUUCUUUUUUUUUUUCUUCCCCCUCCUGUAUUUAUUUACCGAGUUAAAAACACACAUUCCCUGUGGCUUGACAUAAUUAAUGCAGUCUUUAAAUGUAAAUCAUGCCUUAUGGGUUCCUCCCAGAACCGUGUAAUAAGCAUUAUAUAUUUACUGUAUGGAGGAUAUACUUGGCUCCUAGUACUACAGUAUUUCCAAGAAGCUGUCUUGGCAACGAGUUUGUUUCAGGGACGUAAGGAAGGUGAUUUGACCCUCUGCAAUAGAAGUCUUGUAUGGUUCUGUAUUGUUCCACAAAGGUUGUGUAUUUAAAUGUGUUUUUUGGUUGAUUUCUUUGGGUUUUAUAAGCAGAAGUAGCAGGGUUAACCACGCGCCCAGCCUGAACACAGUCAGUAUUUUGCCUUUCUGUUUUUUUCCAUCGAUCUUUGUGUUUUCUCCGGUGUUCGCCGGGGAGGGCAUUAAACGCAACAGGCUGUGUGUGAGUGAAUGUAGCGAAAAGGACAGUUCUUACCAGCCUGAACAGAAAAGACGCAUAAACAGCUGAUGUUGCACUUGAGCGCAGGCCAAUGAGUGGUUUCCCAGUGAACUGGUUCAGAGGAUUGUUUUGUUGCAGUCUUUCCCACUGAGCUGAGAGCACGCAGCGCUGUGAAACCUCAGUAGUGAUGUGGUGUUAGAUUUUUGCCAGGUCAAAAGAUAAAUGCUUUGUUGUAUUUUCUGUGUAAGCUUUUGCUUUUUGGCCUCAGAUGUAAUGCAGAGUGUGGUUCCCAGAGAACUGACCCAAUAUGGUACCAAUGGAG